Molecule: messenger RNA, 529 nt
Organism: Funneliformis mosseae
Lineage: Eukaryota; Fungi; Glomeromycota; Glomeromycetes; Glomerales; Glomeraceae
Source: the annotation of a GenBank genome assembly
GCUUCUCUGCGCAAAUGAGGCCUUGGCCAUUCCUUAUAUCAGUCCAAUGUUGGCUGAAAGUUUAGGGAAUUUACCGCCUAUUUUCUGUCAAGCAGGUGGCGAAGAAAGGCUUCGGGAUUCAAUUGUUUUAUUUGCUUUUAAAGCUUCCGAUCCAAGCAAGUACCAAGUGCCCAAGUACGCUACGGAGAAUUUUGCUAAUUCUCCAUUCAAAAAACCCACAAAAGUCACACUCGAAGUCUAUGAUGAAGCUUUCCACUGUUUUUUCUUUGUUCCAGUUGAAAAGAUUACCCAGUUUUCGCUUAAUAGAGCUUAUGAUUUCAUUAAGCUUAAUGCAACUGUCGAUGUAAAUAUUCCUAACGGGUCAGAAAAUGACGCUACAUAUGAAAACGGGAAAACCCUUAACGCAGUCGCAAUUAACCCUAACUGUGAAGUUAGGGAAUUGGAUGGGAAAUAUUUGGAAUGCCUAAAGUUUGAGAACGUUGGAGUUUUGCCGGACGUGAAUGAACCUGAUUAUGUUGAUAACGUUUAG